Molecule: messenger RNA, 1855 nt
Organism: Trichechus manatus latirostris (Florida manatee)
Lineage: Eukaryota; Metazoa; Chordata; Mammalia; Sirenia; Trichechidae
Gene: SUMO3
Product: small ubiquitin like modifier 3
Exons: 5
Coding region: 144-488 (114 amino acids)
Biological process (GO): protein sumoylation
Cellular component (GO): nucleus
Molecular function (GO): protein tag activity; ubiquitin-like protein ligase binding
Source: RefSeq, a predicted model, not a curated record
GGCUGAGAGCGUGACUCGCCCGCUCCGGCGCUGCCUCUGCCUUCGCCGCCGCCGCUCGCGCAGCCAUGUCCGAGGAGAAGCCCAAGUAAUUGCAAGAUGGUUCCGCUGUUGCCGCCUCCCCGGCCCCUUCCUGCUGCCCCUGGAUGUCUCGGAGCAGCGCUGCCUCCCUGGGCCUGGGGAGGAGGAAGGACAAGGAGGGAGUGAAGACAGAGAACGACCACAUCAACCUGAAGGUGGCCGGGCAGGACGGCUCUGUCGUCCAGUUCAAAAUCAAGAGACACACGCCACUGAGCAAGCUGAUGAAGGCCUACUGUGAGCGACAGGGCUUGUCCAUGAGACAGAUUAGAUUCCGGUUUGACGGGCAGCCAAUUAACGAAACAGACACCCCAGCACAGCUGGAGAUGGAGGAUGAAGACACGAUCGACGUGUUCCAGCAGCAGACGGGCGGCACGCGGGCGGCCAGACGCCUCUCAGGAUGCGGCGUCUAGGGGGACCGUCCCACGCCCGCGUCACCUGUCCUUGCAUUUGAGAUCCAGUAGUGAACACGCCAACACAGAAGAGUCUGCGGAAACUCGAGGACCGUCACCAGAUCACUUUCCUCUUUCUUUGACGUCCUGGGGUGCAACUCACACUAUCUCUGCAGGGAUUAACCCACAGCUGAGAUUGGGCCAAUACAGAUCGCCGUCUGUGUUUAGCUAAAAUGAGUGGCGAGGUUUUUUGGGUCUGUUUUUUCCCCCUGCUGUAACACUUCUCCUCCAAGCCUUGUGACCUAACUGUCCAUUUUCAGUGUGCAGAUAGAGACCUUGCCCCCCGGGUGUGGUGACCCCCGUCCCCCCACUGCUUCAUCCAAUCAUGUAGAUAGCUCAUGGGCACAGCAGUGGGUGCUAUUCCUGGACACAGCUUUGGGGGGCCCGGUGGGGGUGAAAGACAAAAUUUCACUUGGUGUUUGUUGUAGGCGCAGGUUAUUAAGUUUUAGCUAAUUACUGCAAAUUUAAACUCUGGCAGAAGAUGGUAAAGUCGAAGGGGAAAUCCUGGGAAGCCUCUUAAGAGGGAGGCAGAGAAGUCUUUCACGAGUCUGGCCCCACGGUCCCUGCCCCUCAAGUCUGUCCCCAUGGGGCUCUGUGGCCCGGGGUCCCCAUUGCUCAGUACCUGUUGAUUAGUGCAGCAGGCAACAACUGCAAAACUCAAUUGGCUUCUCCCCUUUUCUCGUAAAGGAGAAAAUAAUUACCGCAGCUCCCAUUUGCUAAUAGUACUGUGGCCUCAGAUGUCUUCUAGUGUUUGCUUCUGAUGAAUAAUGAUGGUCUCUAUGUAAGAAAGCAAGACGAAGUAUCGCGGAAUCCGCAGUUCUCUCGUGUACAAGAGCGACUCCGAAGUGUGGUGAUGGAUGAAACCCAUGGAAAGAUCACUUCCUGUUAUUCUCACGGAGGUUUGCUCCACUGCUUCCCAAAUAUGUAUCGAAUUUCUGCAUUAGUGUGGUGAUUUCAGUUCUGUGAACUCUUCGGGAUUUAUACCAAUUAAAAAGUCUCAUCGUUCUGCCUGUUGCUCGUCAAUGAGGGUUUAUCGCUGCUUGACGGCCAUUCUCUGCUUUCUGUAGUCACCUGGUGGUGUGACAAAUGACCCGUCAUCUCCUGCUUGUUUGAAAUCUUGCUGACAGUGUUCUUGUUUUCUUUGCAGUUUGCUGUGUGGGUCGGGUGGGAUGUUUGUUGGCUCCGUUGUGUUUAUUCACCAAUUUGUACAUUAUUUGUUGUCCUUUACUACUGUAAACAGUAAAUAUAGUUUGGUAUUCUGUCUCUUGGCUUCUGUUAAACACUGCCUCUGAAGGCUGGGGACGCGUCCGUCACAAUUCAGUAUCUGU